This is a messenger RNA of Cylas formicarius (sweet potato weevil), 1380 nucleotides long. RefSeq names its product protein shifted-like. The transcript is spliced from 4 exons. Gene Ontology annotation, biological process: anatomical structure development. The coding region runs from base 160 to 1242 and encodes 360 amino acids. Gene Ontology annotation, molecular function: signaling receptor binding. The record is from RefSeq and is a predicted model, not a curated record. Gene Ontology annotation, cellular component: extracellular region; cell surface. NCBI's taxonomy places the organism in Eukaryota, Metazoa, Arthropoda, Insecta, Coleoptera, Brentidae.
UUUAUAGUUAUCAUGUAGUUUACUAAUUAAAGCGAUCAACACAAGCGCCUAUUUGCAGUCAAAUAUAAGCUGAGUGAGUUUGUGCUCGAAGUUAAACUUGGCUUGGAUUGGUGCAAGAUUUCAUAAAUAAAUAUAAAUGUAUUCCUCUGUCUGAUUGAGAUGCCGCAAGUCAGUAGACUAAUGUUUAAUUUUAUUUUGUCAGUAUUUAUUUCGAAUAUUGUAAGUGUUUCAUCGAGAAAUGAUUUAAAAAAUGAUCCUCGAAGCAACGGAGAUUUGGCACUCUGGAUUGAUGAAAAGCAAGUAAAAAUGUUUAGUGGCAUGUCGAUGGAGAUUUAUGCUAUUUUAAAUGGAAACGUUUUGCCCUACAUUUUGGAUCCUAAUUUUGAGAACUAUUUGCCAGUAAUUCCCUCUGAAGUAAGACGUGUAAACUUCACUUGGAAAGCUGGUUUAAAAAAAUAUUACUACAAUUUUGAUCAACUUCAAUCUUAUGAUGAAAAAAUACUGCAAGCUCCUGAAAUUUCUAUUAAACCUCGUGGCAGGGUGCCAAAAAAACCAAAGGAGUUUAGUAUAUUUUUAACCUGUACUAAUACAUCGGGAAUAGCAAGAUUUGGAAUAAGCUUGCUGAUAGAGAACAGAAAAGGCAAAGCUUUGGAUGGAACACCUCUAAGGCUUAAGCUGAGGAAGGAAUGCUCAUUUUCUCAAAGAAGUCCUGACCCCGAAUGUGAUAAAAAAUGUGCAAAUCAGGGUUGGUGUAACAAUGAAAAAAUUUGCCAGUGCCCUGAAGGAUACAUGGGUCAAUAUUGCAAAACGGCCUUGUGCUAUCCUCAGUGUAUGAAUGGAGGUAUUUGCACAUCCCCAGGAGUAUGCAGUUGCCCUCUUGGUUUUCAGGGUCGUCACUGUGAAGGUGGUAUUUGUAGUCAGAAAUGUCUCAACGGAGGUAAAUGUGUGCAGAAAGACACAUGUGAUUGUUCAAAAGGAUAUUAUGGACCCCACUGUGAAUUUUCACGUUGUAUAAUCCCCUGCUUAAACGGUGGCAAAUGCAAAGCAGUAAAUAAAUGUAGAUGUCAGCGGGGAUUUCGAGGUGACCACUGUGAAGUGGGUCCACGGUUUGGCAGAGCUAAACCCCACAGAAGCACCUGCGCAUUGCAGUGUAAACACGGGACAUGUGUGGAUGACACAUGCAUUUGCGAACCCGGUUGGUAUGGACGGCUUUGCCAUCAUAGUGCAGCCGCACGCAGGUAGUUAUGGAGCAACAGCAACAAAUUGGUACAAUGAUGUAUAAAUAAAUUAAAUUAUUUUCCAAUAAUAAUGUUUUUUUUUAUGGAUUUGGGUCCUCCUCAUGUCAUUGGAUUAAAUGACCUGCAUACGCGGCAACAUUCA